AUGGCCGCCGACUCGGGAAUGGAAACUUGUCCCUCGCCAGAGGCAGCCGACUCCAGGAAAAGACCACUCGACGGGGAUGCUGAAAACGGGGACAACAAGCGCUCCCACUUCAGUUCAGAUGGUGCAUCUGACGAGGAUAAAGCAAUUUCAGGCGGAGAUGGAACUUUCCAUUUCAAAUUGUUGGUACCCAGUGUCGCCGCUGGCGCCAUCAUCGGCAAAGGCGGCGAGACUAUCGCCCAACUGCAGAAGGAGACAGGAGCCCGCGUCAAGAUGUCCAAGUCACAUGACUUUUACCCAGGUACGACGGAACGCGUCUGCCUGAUAACGGGCAGCGUCGAGGCCAUUAUCAACGUGAUCGAGUUCAUAAUGGAGAAAAUCCGGGAGAAACCGGAUCUGACCAAGACGAUAUCGGACGGCACGGCUGACGGGAAGAUGCACGAACGCGAACGACAAGUGAAAAUAUUGGUGCCCAACUCGACGGCAGGCAUGAUCAUAGGCAAAGCGGGAAAUUAUAUCAAGCAGAUCAAAGAAGCGAGCGGAUCGUACGUCCAGAUUUCGCAAAAAGCCAAAGACGUCAGUUUGCAAGAGAGAUGCAUCACUGUGAUAGGAGAUAGAGAACAAAACAGGCAAGCUUGCUUGAUGAUCAUAGGCAAAGUGGUGGAGGACCCCCAGUCCGGCGCCUGCCUCAACGUCUCCUACGCCGACGUGAACGGUCCCGUGGCCAACUUCAACCCGACCGGCUCGCCGUUCGCCAAUCAGCAGACGGCGGCGGGCGCGUUCGGCGCGUCCACCGCCACCCUGAACGCCGCCGCCGCCGCUGGGCUCGGCGCCACCGUCUCGCAGGGCCUCGUCCUCAACGGCGGCGGCAUCAGCCUGAGCCUCAAUCUGACGGCGCCCGGCCAGAACAUCUCUAAUCUGACGGCGCAGCUGUUGGAUCACAUCAAGGUUCAACUGAGAAGUUCUGGAUUCGGAGAUUCGCAAAUAGUCGAAAUUUGCACGGCACUGACGGUCUUGGCCAAAUACGGAAUCAUCUCAGUAGGCUUGGAUUGUUUUUUCCCAGGUAUCAGUGGGGCGCAUCCCAGUGCACUGCCCGUUUCCAAUUACCUUAGCGUGAUGGAUCAAACGGGUACGACGAAUACCAGUACCGGCGUGUUCGGAGCCAUCGGGCAAGUCAGUUUAGGAGACUGUUUAGGUGCGAAUUCGGCCGCCCCCCGCUCCGCCCUCGAUCGCUACGAAUCCGCUUUCGAUCCGUUCAGGCACCAGGUGUCCGCCGCGACGGCGCCCAUCUCGCUCAACAACAACAGCUUCGGCUUGGGCACCACCGCCGGCCAGCAACAGGUGGCCAUGCUCAGCAAGAGCCCCACCCCCGCCGAGCUCAACGGCAACAAGGACACGAAGAACGUCGAGAUCGCCGAGGUGAUCGUCGGCGCCAUCUUAGGUCCGGGCGGGCGAUCGCUCGUCGAAAUCCAGCAGAUCAGCGGCGCCAACAUCCAAAUCUCCAAGAAGGGCAUCUUCGCGCCGGGCACGCGCAACCGCAUCGUCACGAUAACCGGCAACCCGCACGCCAUCACCACCGCCCAAUACCUGAUCGAGCAACGGAUCGCCGAAGAGGAGAUGAAAAGAGCGAGGAACAACGGCCUCGGCACGCUCGCGAUACAGUGAUCGACCUAACGCGCCACCGCACCUAACCUCUCUCACUCUCUCGAGAACCUAACCUCAAACGGCAGAACGGAGGGACGGUUCACGCUGCACGUAACGUCAACGUAA
Molecule: messenger RNA, 1767 nt
Organism: Phaedon cochleariae (mustard beetle)
Lineage: Eukaryota; Metazoa; Arthropoda; Insecta; Coleoptera; Chrysomelidae
Source: the annotation of a GenBank genome assembly